GCGGAAGUUAUAAGUGUCCGCCGAAAUCCGUCCGUGCGGGAGCAACAAUCACAUCCAAGAUGGAGAGCGUGAACGCCGGACACAUGAUGAGCUUAGCGGCUCUCCAGAGACAGGACCCGUACAUAAACAAACUGCUCGACGUUACCGGACAGGUGGCUCUUUACAACUUCAACUCCAAAGCCAAUGAAUGGGAGAAGACAGAAAUCGAGGGCACCCUGUUUGUUUAUUCGAGGUCUGCCUCGCCUCACCAUGGCUUCACCAUCAUGAACCGACUGAGCACAGAGAACCUGGUGGAGCCGAUCAACAAAGACCUCGAGUUCCAGCUGCAGGAUCCUUUCCUGCUCUACAGGAACGGCAACUUGGGUAUCUACAGUAUUUGGUUCUAUGAUAAGAGAGACUGUCAACGCAUCGCUCAGCUGAUGGUCAAGAUUGUGAAACAAGAAGCAGACCAUGCCCAGCGAGAGUCACCGGAGAGGGCAGAGCCACGGAGGACUAACGGUGUCACAGAAACACGACCCAUCGACAUCCUGGAACUGCUCAGCAAAGCCAAGGAGGAGUACCAGAGAGCUCAGACAGGUGAAGCAGAUGUGUGUGCAGAGCUUAAUAUGAAAGCAGCGAUCAGCGCCACAGAGCAUAUGCACAGCACACCACAACCUGAAAAGAGUUCUCACACGAUGGUGAAGCAGAUCACAGUUGAGGAACUCUUUGGCUCAUCCCUCCCUAAGGACCCCCCUCUGCCCACCAUGCCCACACAGAACACCACCACUGCUUCUAGUGACUCCUCCUCUGCUUACCUCCAGAGGCAAUCUUUUCCCGCUCCAGCCCACCAGAACCCACUCCUCCCUCCCCGUAUAGCAGGUCAAGAUCCCGGUUCAAAUCAGCGGCACCAAGCCCCUGGCCUCCUCCCAGCUCCAUACACGCUACACCCAAACCCUGUAUUCCAGUCAGUGGUCCCCAAGUCAGACCCCCAACCUCUGUGCUCGCUGUCCCCUCUCAUGGUGCCUCCAGCUGCCUCAGAGCCUCGCGCUGCUCCUCCCAGUCCUGCAGCACCGUCUGCAGCUCCUGCAGCCUAUUUGGGACAGGAGAUACUCAACACACUCAAACCUGCAGCGCCACCUGUGAGUUCGGACAUCCACAAACCCAUCCUUGCACCUAACUUCCUGCCCAGCACAUUGUUCCCACCUCACAGCUUCCGAGAGCCCAUGGGGAAACCUCUUCUCCAGCACGCCAAGGAGAUGGAGGUUUUCUCUCAGCCUCCAAACCUAAUCAAACCAAUGUCUGCUGUCCCAAUGAGUCCAGGUCUUGCUGUUCAAGGGUCGGAGAUUUCUGUGCUUCUCUCCCCCAGCGCCUUCCAGCAGUCAGUCAACAAGACAACAGCAGCAGCAUCAGUGGUCCCUCCUGCCCCCUCCGAGCCCUCCUCAACCUCUGUAGGAGCUGUAGAGCUUCCACGAACCCCCUGCAGCAAAACACAGCUACAGGAGACCCUGAUUCACCUUAUUAAGAACGACCCAGAAUUCCUCGGUGCCAUUCACGACGCUUACCUGCAGAGUCUGUCCAAGGACUUUAGCAACAUGAAGCUAUAGUCCACUUCCUCUCGGUGAUGCGACCCCUUCAUGACCUGUGAAGAAUCCAGAAGUUAAUGGGAGUUAAAGGAACAACAGCCUUUUGACACGCUGUGCACCGCAACUCUUCAGAGCUUUGUUCUGGGGGUUAUUAUUAGCAUGCACUGCAAUCCUCUGAGCCCGACUCAGAACCUUUUGAGUUCUCAUCUAAAUGCUGACGCCGUCCCGGCUACUUACGUUAUCUUGGACUUGACUUUUUGUCUGCUUAUAUCAAACCAGAACUACUCUAGAAGAAAGAUGAAACUUCUCAGCGUGGCCUUGAGUCUUCAUUUUUACUUUAUGAAUAAAAUCAUAUGGCCACAUACUGGUAAAGUUUAGCUCUUGGUUUAAUUCACUCGAGGACGGGACCACAGUGUGGAUCUUCUGCGACCUCCAAUCGUUUCACCUUUGACCCUGGGACAGACUAUUUUGCCGCUUGAACAUUGAGAAUCACAGACACUGCUCCCGCUUCCUCUUCCUUUUAAUGAUGUCUCGUGUUUGGAGUUUGGGAGCAGUGAUGACAGACUUGCACUCCUAUUGCUCAAUAAGAAAAAGACCACUGGGCUUCUGGGACCUCAGAACUGUUUUUGGGGUCUUCACAGACUAGAGACUCUGAACAUGCGUUCAAAGUUUUUGUGGCAUUUUGUGUUUAUCACUGCCUCUUUAAUGAGUAGAUUGUUGAGGAUUUUUUUUUCAACCCUUGUCCAAGGAAGAUAAAGAUCUUCUGUUACUGUUUUUGGAGAAGCACUUGCAGCUUAGAGCUCAAACUAAGAAUCCGUUCCUCGCGGCUGCUUUUAUAGCGUUAUGUUAGAGACUGUGACAUGUUCAUAAAGACACACCGACGAACACACAAACCAGCUUUUUUUUGCUACCUUCCCUACAUUUCUCCUCAUCCCUGCCCUCCCUCUUCACCCCUUUGUCUUUCUCCUGGUCUGUGUCAUUCAUCUCUCCUCCACCAGCUGAGCUCACAGUACUUGAUGUUCUUGGAGGGGAACGUGCAAUAGACGACUGUCGCAACGCCUUUAGGGAUACCAGCAUUUUGGGUUAUUUUAGGAUGGUACCGCAGAGCUAAGUUUAUCUGAACCUUUGGUUCUGCAACUGAACUCUAAAUUAAAUAUGAGGGGGAAAAAACAUACAAAAAAUACUAAAUUAAUUUUGGAUUAUUGUUUAAAUUCAUUCCUUAAAUAUCAAAUUGUUUAGAGGACUGAUGUGCUUGUCAUAGCUUCAAUAUGUUUCAAACCAGAUGAGUUCAUGCCAUUAACUAAUAAUGAAAAAAUAACUACCUCCAUUCCUGUCUUAUUUUUCCAGGUCACAGACACUUAAAGAUAAAACAAAUUAAUGUAGGUAUUUUUUGUUUUUUUUGCAGUAAAAGGCUACUGCAGCACAGAACUGUAAGCUCUGCAGUGGGAACAGGAAGAAGCACGUCUGUUUCCUCCUCAUGUGCAACUCUGAGUGGCUGUCGAUGCCGUUUAUGAACAAAGAAAACCGAUGUAAUGUACAAAUCCAAAAAUUAGCUUUAAAGACAGGUUUAUCAUGUGGCGUGUGUGCAACACACACAACAGGUUACUGAUUCAUGAAGCCUGUUGGUCAGCACAUACAACAUCAUUUAAACUAGGAAUAAAGUAAAAGCAUGAAAAUUUAAGUUGUACAGUGAUGUUUAAUGUCAGUAGUCAGUACGUGGACGAUCAGGCUACUUUUUCACAAGUUACCGCUCAGAUACUCUAUAUAAGCAAUCAGCAUACCGAGUCAUUUCAGAUGGAAGUAGAUGUUGAAAGUAGACGUUUUUCUUUACGUUUUGCAAACAACAUAAAUUUCAGAAAUGACGACUCUUUUUUGCAGAAAAUCAUGUAACCAACGAAGAAUUCUGAAUUUCUGCAGAAAUACACGUCUUGAUUGUGAUACCAUGACUUUGCAUUUGGUUCUGUUUGAAUGUAUUUGACGUUUACGUGUCAGCCUUGUUUUCUUCAGCGUCCUGCAUAUUUGUGUUAAACUCAGAUUCGCAUUAUUUCAGUAUCAGCUGUUAACAAUGUUUUUCUUCCCUGCCCCUUUUAUUUUAUUUUUUAUUUUGCCAUGGGAAAUAAUAAUGGGGAAAAAAAGGACACCUCUGCAGCCAGGUAUCAGAUCAUUUAUUCACAGCCCUGUUUAUAAUUAUUCAUUUUAGAGGUCAUCUUGCCGACACUUCUGCCAUGUGUUGGUUGAAUAAACACACAGGAAGAAUGAUGAAUGACAUGUAGUUUUUUAAUCCGGCUCACAUAUUUAAGAUUUUAAGGUUAUUUUACGCUUUGAAAUAAUUUAUCUUAUUGGCCAGAGAUUUGAUUUUGGGAGUCUUUGCAAAUUAGAUUAAUUUUCUAAGAUUGUUGUCACUGUGCAUAAUUUGGUUUAUUAUGACUAUUUUGUAAUAUUAAAGAUUUGAAAAUA
This is a messenger RNA of Larimichthys crocea (large yellow croaker), 4019 nucleotides long. It is a transcript of the gene dcp1a, whose product is annotated as decapping mRNA 1A. Gene Ontology annotation, cellular component: P-body. Gene Ontology annotation, molecular function: enzyme activator activity; mRNA binding. The record is from RefSeq and is a predicted model, not a curated record. The coding region runs from base 60 to 1583 and encodes 507 amino acids. Lineage: Eukaryota; Metazoa; Chordata; Actinopteri; Sciaenidae. The transcript has 9 exons. Gene Ontology annotation, biological process: deadenylation-independent decapping of nuclear-transcribed mRNA; deadenylation-dependent decapping of nuclear-transcribed mRNA; positive regulation of catalytic activity.